AUGCAAGAAAAACGACUGCGAUGGUACGGGCAUGUGAGUAGAACAGAUGAGAACCACAUCACAAGAAUGGCCAUGUCUCUGGAGCAUAGGUUAGAUACAUAGAG
Strongylus vulgaris is the source of this 104-nucleotide messenger RNA. The record is from the annotation of a GenBank genome assembly. Lineage: Eukaryota; Metazoa; Nematoda; Chromadorea; Rhabditida; Strongylidae.